This is a messenger RNA of Saccostrea echinata, 4999 nucleotides long. Its product is annotated as AP-2 complex subunit alpha-2-like. The transcript has 23 exons. Bases 150 to 2999 code for a protein of 949 amino acids. Gene Ontology annotation, molecular function: clathrin-cargo adaptor activity. Gene Ontology annotation, biological process: clathrin-dependent endocytosis; intracellular protein transport. The record is from RefSeq and is a predicted model, not a curated record. Gene Ontology annotation, cellular component: membrane coat; AP-2 adaptor complex. Lineage: Eukaryota; Metazoa; Mollusca; Bivalvia; Ostreida; Ostreidae.
GGGUGUCGUGACCUCAUUCACGAAUUUGCAAAUGGCGACUAUUUUCUCGCCGAUGACCCACCUCCCGAAAUAACAUAUUCGUAUUUUUAUGUGAUUUGUGAUUAUAGCAUCGAUACAUUAUCAGGAUAAGGUCCAUAUAACAAGGCAUCAUGCCUGCUGUGAAGGGGGAUAACAUGCGGGGACUGUUGGUCUUCAUCUCCGAUAUCCGUAAUUGCAAAAGUAAAGAGGCUGAAAUCAAAAGAAUAAACAAGGAGCUUGCCAACAUCAGGUCAAAGUUCAAAGGUGACAAGACUUUAGAUGGCUACCACAAGAAGAAGUAUGUUUGUAAACUUCUCUUUAUCUUCCUCUUGGGUCAUGAUAUAGACUUUGGAUACAUGGAGGCUGUCAAUCUUCUUAGCUCCAAUAGAUACACAGAAAAACAGAUCGGAUACCUGUUCAUUUCUGUGAUGAUUAGUGCCAAUAAUGAUCUGAUAAAGCUCGUCAUUAAGUCCAUUAAAAACGACUUGGCCAGUCCAAACCCUGUCCAUGUUAAUCUGGCUCUUCAAUGCACAGCCAACAUUGGGAGUAAGGAAAUGGCUGAGGGCCUGGGCAACGAAAUCCCCAAACUUCUGGUGACAGGUGAAACAAUUGAUUCUGUCAAACAGAGUGCAGCUCUGACUUUGCUUCGAUUGCUGCGGACGUCACCAGAAUACAUUCAGAUUGGAGAGUGGUCAUCAAGAGUCAUUCACCUACUAAAUGACCAGCACCUAGGAGUAGUCACAUCAGCAGCAAGUUUAAUUGAAGCUCUGGUGAAGAAGAACCCAGAGGAAUACAAGGGCUGUGUUUCACUAGCAGUGUCCCGCCUCAGUAGGAUUGUGACAGCUUCAUACACAGACCUUCAGGAUUACACCUAUUACUUUGUACCAGCUCCUUGGUUAUCUGUCAAACUCUUAAGAUUGCUACAGAAUUAUCCUCCUCCAGAGGACCCAGCCGUGAGGACAAGGUUAACAGAGUGCUUAGAAACCAUAUUAAAUAAAGCACAGGAACCUCCCAAAUCUAAAAAGAUCCAGCAUGGUAAUGCCAAAAAUGCGGUACUUAAUGAAGCAAUUAACCUAAUUAUUCAUAUGGACAGUGAUCCUAACCUUCUAGUCAGGGCCUGUAACCAACUUGGCCAAUUUCUACAGCACAGGGAAACUAAUCUAAGAUACUUGGCUUUGGAAAGCAUGUGUUUGUUAGCAACAUCUGAGUUUUCACACGAGGCAGUGAAAAAACACCAAGAAACUGUAGUUAAUUCAUUAAAGACUGAGCGAGAUGUCAGUGUGAGACAGAGGGCAGUGGACCUUCUAUAUGCCAUGUGCGACAGAACAAAUGCUGAAGAAAUUGUAGGGGAAAUGUUGGAAUAUUUAGAAACUGCUGACUACUCAAUACGAGAGGAAAUGGUGCUGAAGGUGGCUAUUCUGGCAGAGAAGUACGCGGUGGACUACACUUGGUACGUGGACGUCAUACUGAAUCUGAUCCGCAUCUCUGGAGAUUACGUUAGUGAAGAGGUCUGGUACCGAGUCAUACAGAUUGUGAUAAAUAGGGAUGAUGUACAAGGGUAUGCAGCGAAGACUGUGUUUGAGGCUCUGCAGGCCCCAGCUUGUCAUGAGAACAUGGUCAAAGUCGGAGGAUACAUACUAGGGGAGUUUGGCAAUCUUAUUGCAGGGGAUCCUAGAUCUAGUCCACUUGUCCAGUUCCAGCUGUUACAUUCUAAGUACCACCUGUGUGGUCCUGCCACCCGUGGAUUACUACUGUCUACAUACAUCAAGUUUGUCAACCUGUUUCCUGAGAUUAAGUCAACCAUUCAAGAUGUUUUAAAAAGUGACAAUAAUCUUCGUAAUUCAGAUGUUGAAUUACAACAGAGAAGUGUGGAAUAUCUACAGUUAAGCACAGUUGCCUCAACUGAUGUUUUGGCAACAGUUUUGGAAGAAAUGCCACCAUUCCCAGAGAGAGAAUCAUCAAUUUUGGCUAAAUUGAAAAAGAAGAAACCCACAGUGACAGAACAAACAGAGAACAAGGAGCCAAAACAACCAAUGCCCCAGGCACAGAUGAGCAACAGUGUCAACACCCAUGCCACCCCCACACCUCCUCCCCUGUCUACAGUGUCCAAUCCCAGUACGGUCUCGGAUGACCUGCUUGGCCUGAAUUCCCCCGCCCCCACACAGACGGGUCCCUCAGCAGGAAGUUUCCUGGUUGAUGUAUUUGACACAGUGGGUUCAGGUCCAUCUACCAAUGGAGUGGAUGAGAACGGUCUGACAGUUGGGGCUGAAGACAGCUUUAAAAAAUUUAUUUGUAAAAAUAAUGGAGUAUUAUUUGAAAAUGACCUUCUACAAAUUGGAGUGAAAUCUGAAUACCGACAGAACCUUGGGAGACUGGGGAUAUUCUACGGCAACAAAACAUCAUACCAGUUCAGUGGAUUUAGUGUAGACACACAAUGUCCAGGAGAGAGCAGUUUACAGAUCACAUGUACACAAAAGCCUGUAGAUACCACGAUAGAUAGUGGAGCUCAGGUCCAACAGGUUAUCAAUAUUGAAUGUAUUACCGAGUUUGCAGAGGCUCCUAUUCUGGCUAUCUCCUUCACGUGUAAUGGUAAUUCUCAGAAAUUGAAACUAAAGCUUCCAGUAAUGUGUAGCAAAUUAUCGGAGCCCGUUGAAAUGGAUUCUGCCACAUUUUUCUCCAGAUGGAAGGCCCUUUCACAGCCUAAUCAAGAAUGUCAGAAAGUGUUUAAAGCCAAAUUUCCAAUAGACUCUGAACAGAACAAGACUAAAAUCUUGGGAUUUGGAGUGAGUGUCUUGGAAGGAAUUGACCCUAACCCAGAAAACUAUGUAGCUGCUGGAAUCAUUCACACCAGAUCAGCCCAGAUUGGCUGUCUCAUUCGACUAGAACCAAAUAAAGCUGCCCAGAUGUACAGGUUAACAAUACGUGCUAGCAAACCUCCUGUACCAAAUAUCCUAGCAGAUUUACUGGAGCAUCAAUUUUAGUGCAUACCCAGGGGAGCAAACCAUGUGAUAGACAGAAGACUGUGUAAAGGGAGAUAAUCUGUACAGGCAAAUGAGAGUGAAAGAAGACCGAAAUCAUUAGGCUGUUGUAAUUAGCUUGUGUCUUGUGUUUGGUACUGUGCUAGAGUAGAGGUGAUAUAGAAAAUAAUGAUGGUCUUCUUUCUGAUGAUGUGUUAAGUUGUGUAAAAGUUUGUGAGUAUGAUCAGGAAAAGUAUCAUGGGUUGUGUGUUUUUACUUUUAAAUUCCUAAAUUAAUACAUUAAAAGCAUUAAAUGUCAGCUUUAGGGAAAAAUAAUUUGCGAAUGUACAUGUAAAUGUCUUAUGUUUGUAAUAUAUAUUUUUUUGGCCUCUACAUAUUCCCCUAGACUCUCAACAUAAGUUUUAUUUCUCAAAAUGCAUUACAUAUUGCUUUUUGUUGAUUGUUUUGGGCAUUGAAUUAUAGAAUGUGAUAAAAUGCCAUGUGCAUACCACACUAAAUGGUGAUCACUUUCAUAAUAUAGCAUAGACUAUUUGAGGAGGGGAGGGGGUACUCAUGGAAUAUGCAGCAAAGUAUAAAAGGUGGAUACAGGUUAAAUGAAGUCCUUCAGUUUUUAUAGAUAUAUGUAACUGUUGCCAUUAUUACAUUGUCCAAGGUAUUAUACAUUCCAUAUAACAUGCAGAUAUUUACCUAAAUUAUUAAGGAAACCUCUUUUUAGCAGAUACUUGUGUGAAGAGUGUAUACAUGUUUAAAACACUGAUGGUGCAUUCUGCCAUGAUGAGCUACAGUUGUAUGUGUAUGAGUUCUAGUUUAGUUCAGUUUGUCAAAGAUUUAUGGAUAUUCAAGAGUUUACAAUAUAUAAGAAGUUGAGUUUCACAGAUAUGAACAUGUUCAUGUACUGUACAUGUAUGUGUUGUUUUUUAAAUUUUAAGUCAACUCUUUUAUUAUGGAGUAUGGUGACAAAUUCUGAAAGAAAAGCAUAAUGUUUGUUGAAGCAGUUAACUUUAAGAAUGAAUUUAAACCAAGUAAAUGUUAAAUUUGUUAAGUAAGAUUAUUUUUUAGAAAGGUGAUUUCUCUUUUUUGUUGUGGCAGAUUUUGUUAAGAAAUAUUUUUUAAAAAUGUAUUUAUCGUGUACAAAAAUGAAUACUCAGUGUAUGAAUGGUAAAUUUCUCAAUCCAUAAUCAACAAUCACUAAUGGAAAAGUAAUUAGUACAUGAUAAUAGUAGGCUAUUUGUGGUUGGGAUUAUAAAUUUAAGGCUUCUUCAUGGUGCAUUGAUUAUCAUAGUUGAUGAUAGAAGAGGAAACCAUGUGUACAUAUGUUAAUACAGGUGGGGAAUAAUGUCCACAUUAAAACUUUCCUUAUUCAGAUAACUGCUUUGAAAGGGUGCAUUUAAUGGAUGAUGAAAGGAAAUACAAGUGGGUGCCAGUCACAAGAACUUGGGUAAAAUUAUUAAAACUAUAAUAUCAUUCUGAUCAAAAUAAAUUAAGUUGAUAGUUGUCUUUUCAGUAUAGCGUCAAAUUCUUAGAUUUCCAUAAAGCUGUCUUUGGUUUAAUCAUAUUUGACAGGAGCAAGUUAUUAUAUCUAGAUGUGAUGUUUGGUACCAUUACAUAGAAUAUUGUAUACAAAGUUAAACCUCAUGUGCAAUAAACAGUAGAAUGCUUGUAACUUAAAAAGGUAUUAUAUUUCAUGUGAAGAGAAUUAUCUUCUUAAUCAAAGUUGUAAGUCAUAGAUGCUAGAAUUGUAUUAAAAAUGCAGAAAUAAUUUGAAGACCUUCUGUUGUUUAGGGUGCUCUGCAUAGAUCAAGAUGUGUUGGGAAUCUGAAUAGGUCACAUAAUUCAAGUCAUGUGACAGAUGUGAUUUAAAGAUGACAGCUUUUGAUUUAUUAAUGAACUAGUUGAUGGGGAAUUAUUUAUCAAUAGACCUCCCUGUGUACAUUGUAUAUUUAUAUAUCAUGAUGAUAAUAUCAACAUCAUUAUAAACAACUCAUUAAAGUGGUUAAAUAAAA